GACCGCGCGAGUGUACAUGUUGCAGGAUGGCAUCUAGCGCAGCCAUACCACAGCCACGCCACGGAUCCCUGUUGGGCGGGCAGGACACUCUGUGCUGAUUCAAAACAAAGUCUACAUGACUGUCACCAUGAGGGAUAUCAGUGUCUUGGAUUUGAAUACGUCAAGCUUUUCAACAGUUCAGCUUCCAGAUGGAGUGCAGCAUCCAGCUUCAGACUUCAUGCUGUCCUGCACCCCCGAUGGUUCCAGUAUCUACCUCGUCGAGCUGAAGGACUUUCAGCUUUGCAUCUGGAUCUACAAGGGAGGCUGCUGGUCCAUUGGGGACAGAAUUCUGCUUGUCAUGUGUGCGGGUUUGAUGAUUUCAGAUUGCACGAUUGAGGACGCACAUUCUUCUUCUCCUUGGAUUAAACAUGUGGGGGACCACGCUGAGUUUGUGCUCUUGCAAAUGGGUCGACAUGUCCGAUAUCUGGAUACGAGGUGCAGGACAUUGCGCACAUUGUAUGAGAUGUCAGCGGAGGAACAAGCUUGGGAGAGUAUUGCCAUAAUUCCUUUCAUGAUGAUCUGGCCUCCCGUAUUCCCUUCCCUGAGAAAUUGCAAUGUGCAGAAGUAAGAUACCAGGAAGCUCUUGGGAUGGUAUCUACGUCAAGUGAAGUGGUGGCAUCUCGGGAGUUACCUGCAUUUCUUAAGUAACCAUAGCAGUUCGGACUGCCCUUAUUAUGUUCUGUAAUGGAUUUAUCAAUUAGGAGUUAGAAUUCGACUUAACCGGAGCAGCUACUGCCUACUGCUUACUCUCUCCAUUCCAAAACAUAAGUCAUAUAGAUUUUUCUCAUUUGUUUCACAAUACACCUCAUUUUUCUCUUCA
Brachypodium distachyon (stiff brome) is the source of this 859-nucleotide messenger RNA. RefSeq lists its product as uncharacterized. Lineage: Eukaryota; Viridiplantae; Streptophyta; Magnoliopsida; Poales; Poaceae. The transcript is spliced from 2 exons. The record is from RefSeq and is a predicted model, not a curated record. The coding region runs from base 116 to 607 and encodes 163 amino acids.